Messenger RNA from Cyprinodon tularosa, 4921 nucleotides. RefSeq names its product glutamate receptor, metabotropic 6b (gene grm6b). Gene Ontology annotation, molecular function: adenylate cyclase inhibiting G protein-coupled glutamate receptor activity. NCBI's taxonomy places the organism in Eukaryota, Metazoa, Chordata, Actinopteri, Cyprinodontiformes, Cyprinodontidae. The record is from RefSeq and is a predicted model, not a curated record. Gene Ontology annotation, biological process: G protein-coupled glutamate receptor signaling pathway; regulation of synaptic transmission, glutamatergic. Bases 933 to 3635 code for a protein of 900 amino acids. Gene Ontology annotation, cellular component: membrane. The transcript is spliced from 11 exons.
CAAAUGUAUCACCAUAUGUUGGUGUAUCAUAUAAAUAAAGCACAUUAGUAUUUCUGGUCAAAAAUUGAUAAAAUGUGCAAAAGAUCAACUGGGUAGUUAGAUUUUUACAAAAUACAUUUAAGUGUCAAGGUUGGAUGCUCUAAGAGGCGUGUUUAUUAAUUCUAUCUGCGAGCAUAAUCUGAGAUCAAUUGCAAACCUAGUCUAGUUACAAUCUAUAGUGCAAAAAAUGUUCUGGCUCUGAUAUGUUCUGGCAUUGUUUAUGUGUUGACAGGGUUGUGAUAGUGAGUGGAUGUGGGUUGUCGUUGUGCCUAUGUGUAAGAGCAAAUCGCUGCUCAUCUAAUCUCUCAAAGUGAUGGAGCGGGAGGAGGGUUUUUGCUGCAGCUGAAUGAAUGAGAAAAAAAGUCUGAGCUUGUCCACCUAGUGCUUUCUUCACAGACGGCUGCAUGAUAAUCCCAAUCUGAGGCCAUUAGUGCGCAUAGAGAGCGAGCGAGGCAAGGGUUCACCACAGAGAGGGAGGGAGGAGUGACUGCACUGGACUGAGAUGCGCACGACUGAAAAAAGAACGGCAGAAAGGGAGAGCUUUUAAGGGAUUUGGCUAUGAUUUGUAGACUCACAUGCUGUAAUGUUGCACUUUCUCUCUGCUUAUGCCAGGAUACUAUACCCUAAAGUCAUAAGAGACUUCUUUAUUUAGUCUUUUAAAAUUAAAUCAGGUUCUUUUUUAAAACAUGAUUUUAGUUGUUUCCUAAUUGUUCAAAGCAGAGAUUACUGAGCCUUAGGUCUAGGUUUAGUUCAUUAUAUCUGGACCAUGCUUGGAGGCCUGCCUGCAGAAAUUCAAGUGAUGGAUAAAACACAGACUGGUCCAUGAACAAUGGGAAGGUGCCAAAGGUAGAAGAAGUGGCCUGGUGCUGUCAGUACCUCUGCUGGUCAUCAUCAUGGUAUCAGAGGCCUCUUCAUACCACCUGUUCUGCUGUCUCAGUUUGUUGUUUAAAUACCAUCGAAGGCUUUAUGUUCUUUGGGUCCUGCUGGUGGGCUUCAGCCCUGUUUCACUAGCACAGCAGGAUACCCAGCCUCAAUCUAUCAAAAUCGAGGGAGACAUCACCCUGGGCGGGCUCUUCCCUGUACACUCCAGAGGGCCUGCUGGUGUCCCCUGUGGUGAGAUCAAGAGAGAAAAGGGAAUCCAUCGACUGGAGGCCAUGCUGUAUGCACUGGACCAGAUCAACAGUGACCCAGACCUGCUGCCCAACAUCACUCUUGGAGCCCGGAUCUUGGACACAUGUUCCAGAGACACCUACGCCCUAGAGCAGUCGCUCACCUUCGUCCAGGCCCUCAUCCAGAAAGACAACUCAGAUGUGCGCUGCUCAAAUGGAGAACCCCCCAUCAUCCCCAAACCAGAGAGGGUGGUCGGUGUGAUCGGAGCAUCAGGCAGCUCAGUGUCUAUCAUGGUGGCCAACGUGCUCAGACUGUUUGCGAUCCCUCAGAUCAGCUAUGCCUCCACUGCUCCGGAGCUGAGCGACAACAGCCGCUAUGAGUUCUUCUCCCGUGUGGUCCCCCCAGACUCCUACCAGGCCCAGGCCAUGCUGGACAUCGUCAAGGCCAUGGGAUGGAACUACGUCUCCACGCUGGCCUCUGAAGGGAACUACGGAGAGAGCGGCGUGGACGCCUUCCUUCAGAUAUCCAGAGAAGCAGGGGGCAUAUGCAUUGCUCAGUCUAUAAAGAUCCCAAGAGAGCCCAGGCGAGGCGAGUUUGACAAAAUCAUAAAGAGAUUAAUGGAGACUUCUAACGCUCGUGGAGUUAUCAUCUUUGCUAAUGAGGAUGAUAUCAAACGCGUGUUACAAGCUGCAAAAAAGGCAAACCUGACAGGCCAAUUCCUUUUUGUUGGAUCUGACAGUUGGGGGGCCAAAAGCUCCCCUAUCGAAGAUCAGGAGGAGGUGGCAGAGGGAGCGGUCACUAUCCUGCCGAAAAGAGGCUCUAUUGACGGAUUCGACCAGUACUUCACUUCAAGGUCUCUGGAAAACAACAGAAGAAACAUCUGGUUUGCAGAAUUCUGGGAGGAUGACUUCAAGUGCAAACUGACUCGACCUGGCAUAAAAUAUGACCCUGACAGAAGAAAAUGUACCGGAGAAGAACGAAUCAGUCAGGACUCUCAGUAUGAACAGGAGGGCAAGGUGCAGUUUGUCAUUGACGCAGUGUACGCCAUGGCCCACGCGUUGCACAGCAUGCACAUGGACCUCUGUCCUGGCUCCAUGGGUGUCUGUGAAAAGAUGGACCCGGUAGAAGGACGGAUGCUCCUCCAGUACAUUCGCUCAGUAAACUUUAAUGGCAGUGCUGGAACUGCAGUGAUGUUCAAUGAGAAUGGAGACGCUCCUGGUCGGUACGAUAUCUUCCAGUACCAAAUGUCCAAUGUCAGCAACCCAGGCUACAGGGUUAUCGGCCAGUGGACUAACCACCUGCGACUUAAUCUGGAGGAGAUGCAGUGGUCAGGAGGUGAGCGUAAAAUCCCAGAGUCUGUAUGCAGCUUUCCCUGUGAAUCUGGUGAGAGGAAGAAGAUGGUAAAAGGUGUCCCAUGCUGCUGGCACUGCGAGCUCUGUGACGGCUACCAGUUUCUGCUUGAUGAGUUCACCUGUGACAUGUGCCCCUUUGACAUGAGGCCCCUAAAGAACCGGACAGGAUGUCGGCCCACACCCAUUAUCAAGCUGGAGUGGAGCUCUCCGUGGGCCAUCAUUCCCGUUUUCUUGGCCAUACUGGGAAUACUAGCCACUACUGGGGUCAUCGCUACCUUCAUCAGAUACAACGACACACCCAUUGUUCGGGCAUCUGGCAGAGAGCUCAGCUAUGUAUUGCUGACGGGCAUCUUUCUCAUCUACCUCAUCACGUUCCUCAUGAUUGCAGAGCCCAGUGUGGGUGUGUGCGCCAUACGCAGGCUGUUGCUGGGUCUUGGGAUGUGCAUCAGCUAUUCCGCCAUGCUCACCAAGACCAACAGGAUCUACCGCAUAUUUGAACAGGGCAAGAGAUCGGUCACACCUCCUAAAUUUAUCAGCCCCACCUCUCAGCUGAUUAUCACCUUUAUUCUAAUUUCAGUGCAGUUACUGGGGGUGUUCAUUUGGUUUGGUGUGGUACCACCCCACGUUACCAUUGACUAUGAGGAGCUAAAGCCUCCAAAUCCAGAGUUUGCACGUGGGAUCCUAAAGUGUGAUAUGUCCGAUCUAUCCCUCAUACUGUGUCUCAGCUACAGUAUUGUACUAAUGAUUACCUGCACAGUAUAUGCUAUAAAGAGCAGAGGAGUCCCUGAGACCUUCAAUGAGGCAAAACCCAUUGGUUUCACCAUGUACACCACAUGCAUCAUCUGGCUGGCCUUUGUUCCUAUCUUCUUUGGAACAGCACAGUCUACAGAGAAGAUGUUCAUCCAAACCACCACUCUGACUGUCUCCAUGAGCCUGAGCGCCACCGUAUCCCUGGGUAUGCUCUACAUCCCCAAGGUCUACGUCAUCAUCUUCCAUCCAGAGCAGAAUGUCCAGAAGAGAAAACGCAGCUUCAAAGCUGUGGUGCAGGCAGCCACCGUGUCCACUCGCCUGUCCCAGAAGAUCAGCGACAAGCAGAACGGAGAGUCCAAGAUGGAGCCGGACAGGUGUCAGUGACAGGAGGCGGAAGUUCUUGUGGAAAAAUUGGCAUUUACUGUUUUUGACAGAAGCAUUUGUUUCUACCUUUCAAUUAUGGAUGAAUACCAGCCACUGUGGAGGUGCAAUAUGUUCCUUUUGACAGUUGUUUAUAGACACUUUACUCAACAUGAAAUGAUGCAUGAAAGCAAAGAAAUUUAUUAAACACACCUUCACAAAAAUUUUUAUAAUUCGGUGCCAGCUUAAAUCAAAUGUAAAAACUUUUAUGUCCUUUUUACCAUCCAGUUCCAGUCUAAGUUUACGCAAACUCUUCAUUGGUCAUGGAUAAUCUGGGGUUUUUAUUCUUGAGUACUUUUUCCUGGGGUUUAACGAUUAUGCAAUAAAUUUAGCACACACCUACUGUAUGCAAAAAUUUGGGGCAUAGAUAAUGGUUUUUAUUUAAUACAUAUGGGGAAUAUGUACCUACACAUCCACUAAUGAUCAAUACUAGACUGCAGAGAAACUACAAAUGUUUAUAAUUAAAAAAACAAACAAACAACUUCCUGGCCUUAUUCUACCUUGGUAUUUUACCACUCUUUUCAGAAAUGUACCUUGCACUCAUUCCUCAAGCUUAUUGUUGGCCUGCUUCAUCUAUUUUAAAACCAAUUUUAAUCCGUUUUGGGAUCAGGAUUCUUUCAGAAGGUUGAAAUUAGCUUAGUAUUUCUCCUUUUGUCUCUAAUAGCAGUUUUAAAAUUAACUUUACAAAAUGUACUUGAAGGAAUGGAUUUGGGAGAAGGGUCCUUUUUAUAGUCAUAACCCUCUCAGUUAAUAUUUGUUUUUGCAACUUUAAAUGAGCUUUCCCAAUUCUGUCAAACAGAGUGGUUGAUUACCAAGCCACAAUUAUGCCAGAAGUUUGCUGAUGGAUACAAAAAGUCUGGGUUCUAUUGCAGUUUUUCAUGAAUGAACCUAAACCAUUUUGACCACGUUUUAAAAACAAAAGAACAUUUCAUUUUCAAAAAUCAUUGCAGUUUAAUUUAGAGAAUGACUCUAAAAGCCCUUACGAGUAAUCAGUGUUAUGGGGAGUUUUGAUCAACUUCCCAGUGACUGUACCUCUUUCUCCUACAGGAAGACAUGUUAGUGAAAGCCUUUGGGGCUGAAAAGCACAAAAGCCAUAUGGCUCCAUAGACACUGCAUGGAUUAUAUGUUCUGUGUACAUGAAUGACUUUAUUAGGGACAACUUUCUCCUCUCAUUGCACUGGAGAGGGGGAGACCUAAAGAAUAUAUUAUGUUUGUAUUGCUAGUCGGACAAUAAAACCUACCCAUAGCCA